Molecule: messenger RNA, 3345 nt
Organism: Zymoseptoria tritici IPO323
Lineage: Eukaryota; Fungi; Ascomycota; Dothideomycetes; Mycosphaerellales; Mycosphaerellaceae
Exons: 6
Coding region: 1-3345 (1114 amino acids)
Molecular function (GO): RNA binding
Source: RefSeq, a predicted model, not a curated record
AUGGCUCCCACUUCUCGACCCGACUACAACCUCCAUCUCGAGGGCCUCCCACAGCUCAACAUGCAGACCCGAUCCGCCAGCACUUCACAAGCAAAUUCUCCCAUCGAACCGCCUGCAGGCUCAGGCUUGAGAUAUCCUUUGGGCAAUGGUGCACAAGUUGGAUCUGGCAGAACAGGUUCUCCCAGCAAGGAAUACGGCAGUCGACUCUUUCCAAAACGUGCACGGGAGAUUCAGCAACAGGAAGGUCUCUCGCCGCAGAUCUGGGGCCCUCCCACGACCGGCAGUGGCCAUUCGACACCCCUCAGAGAGACGAUUCCCGAAUCACCCAGCAGCGAUAAUUUUCCCGACUUUGACGCAGCACCGCCAUCCAACGGCAGUCCGUCCACGGAGUCUCCAUCGAACUCGACACGACGCACAAGAGCUGGUACUGUUCCAUCACGGUUUCCUGCAAUGGGUACAUCCUCAAAUUCUGCAUCGAAAGCGGGCCGACCGACUCCGUCGAGCGGUCCGUACUCAGGAUCCAGCUCGCCGGGACUGUUCGAGCAGCAGGUCGCCGCUGGAGCUGCUCUCAGCAGUAGCAAUGCCGCUUUGCUAUCACGUCUGAGAGCUGGAUCAAUGCCACAACGUCCGAACAUGCUGGGCACAUCCAAUCCAUUUGGCAAUUCGCUUUUUGCAAGUAACUGGAUGGCAGGAAGAGAGCGGGCAAGUACCCUGCAGAGUAUCCGUUCUUCGGAUGGCCCAUCGUCUCCCAUUGCCUCUCCUGCAGACGGCGACGUCAGAACGUUGGACUACUUGGGCCUGGUCGACAACCCCAAUUCUGGACACAAUGGCUUGUCUAGGGCGGAAAUGGACAUGCUUAUGAGCCAGUCGGGCAUGAAUGGUAACACGGCGAAUCGCUUCCGCUCGUACUCGGUCAAUGCAAAGGAAAAGUAUGCAGAUGGUGAAGAGGAUGAGAUGGAUCAGUAUGAGCAGCUUCAACAACAGCUCUAUCCCGGCUCGAUGACUCCGACCGAUGCAACUGCUGCUGCCCAAGCUGCUGCCAUUCAUGAAGCGGUUCGACAGCACAAUCUCGAGGUGCAGGCAUUUGCCAACUUCGCAAGCGCGAACAGACCGAGAGCUCGUACCGCCGGAGUCCUGGACUCGCCAUCGUCUCGAGUCCUACGCAAUUAUGCACCCACUGCAUCUCGCAUGGAGAACAGCAUCACAGCGGCCGACUUGCAAAGCAACGAUGGCUCGGAAUAUGGUAAUUUGGCGACCGCUGUGCAGAACAUGAACCUCAACAACAAGAAGGUGUCCUAUGAAGGUGGCUUAGACGCUGGAAGUUUGGAAACUCCAACUCGCUCACUGUGGCUUGGAAACAUCCCCUCGUCUACCACUGUCUCCUCUCUGAACGCCAUUUUCGGCCAGUUCGGCCCAAUCGAAUUUGCCAGGGUGCUGACCCACAAGAGCUGUGGCUUUGUGAACUUUGAGAGCCUGCAGAGUGCCGUCGCCGCCAAGGGGCAGUGCAAUGGCAAGGAGAUCUUCCCCGGAUGUGGGCCCGUUAGGAUCGGGUUCGCAAAGGAACAGAGCGCCUCCAACACGCCUGGAGCCAAUGGAAUAUAUCCUUCGCCAAGUCCGGAUCCGUUCGUAUCGAAGAGUCGCGCAGAUAACAGUCAGGCUUCAGCAGGCGCGCAGGCUGGUGGAAACAUCAAUGCCGAGACCGCCGCCGCUGCACUUGCGACUCCGAAUCUGCUGGAGUCGAAAGAUGAGAUCUCCAACAUCGUCCAACAGUUUGGUGCUACCCAAGAAGACCAAACUCGAAUGAUAGCGGCCUUGGAGACUGCAAUGAAUUGGGAUCAGUAUCUGCCAGAAAUCCCGCCGAUGCAGGAGCCGAGUCAUAGCAGAGUCCACGAUGCUCCACGUCUGCGCGAGAUCCGCAAGCGUAUCGACAAUAACUCGUGUAGCCCGACGGAGAUUGAGAGCAUUGCCAUGGAAAUGCUGCCCGAAAUCGCUGAGCUUGCAUCGGACUAUCUGGGCAACACUGUCGUGCAGAAGCUCUUUGAGCACUGUUCCGAAGAGACCAAGGAGGCGAUGCUAGGUGAAAUCGCACCGCACCUGGCAGAGAUUGGCGUUCACAAGAACGGAACCUGGGCUGCGCAGAAAAUCAUCGAUGUCGCCCGAACUCCAAACCAGAUGACGAUGAUCGUGGAUGCCCUAAAACCUCAUGCUGUCAACCUCUUCCUCGACCAGUACGGCAACUACGUGAUGCAGUGUUGCUUGCGAUUCCAGGCUCCAAUCAACAACUUCAUCUUUGAUACGAUGCUGAGCAAGCUCUGGGACUCUGCUCAGGGUCGAUUUGGUGCUCGGGCAAUGCGUGCGUGUCUUGAGAGCCACUUCGCGACCAAUGACCAGAAGCGACUCAUGGCAGCCGCCAUCGCUUUGCACGGCGCUCAACUUGCUACAAACUCGAACGGUGCCCUUCUCCUGACCUGGUUUCUGGAUACCUGCACGUUCCCUCGCCGUCGCUCGGUCCUCGCGCCACGACUUAUCCCUCACCUGGUUCAUCUAUGCACGCACAAGGUCGCCUACUUGACCGUCCUCAAGGUCAUCAACCAACGUAACGAGACCGACGCCCGCGAUAGCAUUCUUCGCGCCCUAUUUUUUGACGAACAGACCCUCACCGACAUUAUUAGCGACCAUGGGUGCGGCGCGACCCUUAUCUUUAAAGUAUUGACCACCCCAUUCCUCGACGAAGGCGUCCGUCCGGAGUGCGUGGAGAAUGUUCGAAACGUCCUCCUUCGCAUGAAGGCCACCCCAUCUCAAGGCUACAAGCGUCUUAUGGAUGAAGUCGGCCUCUCGACUCGACACGGCGGUACACCUGAUGGAGCUCGCUCCAACUCGAAGUCCCGGCAGUCCAACGGCUACCAUCAUACCAACCAGGGUCCGGUUUAUGACAAUCUGUCCCACCAAGCUAAUGGCUACCCUCGCGGCUCUCCUUACCUCUCGCAGACUGACCCUUCUGCGCUCUCCCGCUCCAUCAGCAUGGACUCGAACUCCUUCGAUCCCUACCUCCAACAAUACACUCACCAUCAAUCGCCGGCGCUUUCUACUCCCGGCCUUUCUCCCAUCAACCCUCUGCAAUAUCAACAAGCACUCCUCGCACAACACCUUCUACCCAUCACCCGGGCUCACGCCUGUAAACGCGAUGAACGGCAUGUCGAACUACGUUGCAAAUGCAGAUGCAAGGCAUGGUACGGCGGUGCGCCUGGAUUCGGCAUGCCGCCACCACCACAACCGCAAUUCUACGCGCAGCAGGGAAAGACAAAUGGUGGCGGUGGCGGAAGGCGCGGAAGAGGUGGAAACUGA